Molecule: messenger RNA, 1728 nt
Organism: Musca vetustissima
Lineage: Eukaryota; Metazoa; Arthropoda; Insecta; Diptera; Muscidae
Exons: 9
Coding region: 1-1728 (575 amino acids)
Molecular function (GO): ubiquitin binding
Source: RefSeq, a predicted model, not a curated record
AUGGGUGAAUCUGGAGAUAGGCAUUAUCAGAAAUUGCCACCAGGAUGGGAUUGUAAAUAUGACCAAGCCACCGGAAAUUGCUAUUAUAUAAAUUACAUCACGAAAGUAAUGCAACUACAUGAUCCACGUUAUAGAACUUUACAAAAUGAAAGAUGCUCAUCCGAAUCAAUUGCCAUGCAGUCUUUGCACGGAUCCGGGGGAUCCCCAUAUCAUGUUUACCCAAGCAACAACAUGACAGCUAUACGGGCUUUCCAAACACCAAACUCCAGUCUUCAACAUAUGUCUACCAGCCCAUUAUUGACAUCUUCCAGAACACAUUUGAUCAACGACAUGUCCCCUUUACCGGUACAAAAAUCUCAAAUUCAACAGGCACCUCGUACUGUAAAUUUAUCACGACGUUCUACCAUACAGGAAACAUCGUUUACAAAUCAAAUUGACACCGAUGCUGUUGUACGAAAAAUUCAAAAUAUGUUUCCCACCGCAAGUGAAAACCACAUACGUUUACUUCUGAAAAAAUAUUAUAAUCGAGAAGCUGUUGUUAUUAGUGCUUUACAGGUGGAGAAGCAUCCCGUUACAAUGCCAGGACCUCAUGUUACACCACCAGGACAAAGGCAUUUAUUUCACAGUAAUUCCACCAUUCAUAUGACACCACCAGCUCGGCGCUUUGAUCCUGGCUCACAUCUGCGAGGCCUAGAAAUGGGCAACAGUUACUCGCGUACAGCAAGUCCUGUGCCACCUGGUCGCCUUUGUAAUGCAAUGAGUAUUAAUAGCGGCAACAUAGGUCCAUUGGUAUUGUCACCCUUUCACGGAUCGCCAUUCUUAGGCGAACAAGUAAGAAAUUCACCAAAACCACAUUCGUCUCCCAAAAUGAAGUUAAGAUACAUGAAAAUGAUUUUUCCAAAGGCUGAUGAAACAUUGCUCUUAGAUGUAUUAGCCAAUGCCGAUAACAACGUCCAAAAGGCAUCAGAAAAGGUAAUAUCCUUGGGAUAUACCAAAAAGGAUUUUCUUCCAACCCAAAAACCACCACAGCAUUUUGAAAAUCAGCACGAAUUUGAUGAUGGAUGUCACACCGUUCAAAAUGUUACCACGAUACCAUUGCUUCCAAAUAAGUACACAGAAGAUAAAAAAAUUGCAAUAACGCAACGUCUUCAAAAGAAAUAUCCGCACAUUGUGGAACACGUAAUUCGUAUGGCUCUUGAGUCUGUAAACUAUGUAGAAGAUCGGGCGAUUCAAAUACUCCAAAUCGUUCACGACGAAGAGCAAGAGCGCGCUAUGAAUAGAAUUUGUCCUUCUCACGGUUUGAUUGGUGUCGAUAACACAACUACUUCCAAUAUAUAUGCUAGAGAUAGCGUUGGCAUUCCACGUGUGUCCGGACAUUCACAUCGUGAUUGCAUUGACUCGACGGAAGAGAACUUGUGCAAAGAGUUUAAAUCUUUAAUGGGACGCAUUCAAACUAAUGGACCUAAUAGUAGCCUGGCUAAAGGCGCUGACGAGGGCUUACUUUUAGCCGAUUACGUAACUUGGAAUGGUGCAAAUCCAGAGUUUUACAAAGGCCAAAAUAAUCUUGCUAUUGGACCUGAUGCAUCCUUGCUUAGUGAACAUAAAUAUAAGCCAUUUGGACCAAAUCCAGAGCUGUGCAAAGGACCGCAAGUAACAUUAGCAAAAGGAAGCAUAUAUAAUCAGAAGAACGCUAACAAUACCAAAGCAAUGAACAUAAAAUGCAAUUAA